This is a messenger RNA of Cololabis saira (Pacific saury), 1484 nucleotides long. RefSeq names its product gastrula zinc finger protein XlCGF8.2DB-like. Gene Ontology annotation, biological process: regulation of transcription by RNA polymerase II. Bases 95 to 1156 code for a protein of 353 amino acids. NCBI's taxonomy places the organism in Eukaryota, Metazoa, Chordata, Actinopteri, Beloniformes, Belonidae. The transcript is spliced from 3 exons. Gene Ontology annotation, cellular component: nucleus. The record is from RefSeq and is a predicted model, not a curated record. Gene Ontology annotation, molecular function: DNA-binding transcription factor activity, RNA polymerase II-specific; RNA polymerase II transcription regulatory region sequence-specific DNA binding.
AACGCGCCUGUAAACAGUCUGAUGUCUGAUGGAAAUAAAAUCAACUUCUUCACCAGAAACAGCAGAAAUAUCCAGCUGAUCUUUUUAAAACUCCAUGGAUCGGAACAUGAAGGGAAUUUCUCUUCAUCAACACCAGACUGAAAACCUGCAGAACCAACUGGACCGAACCGCCCUUCCUGCCGACGUCCAGCGGGUUCUGGUGGUGAAGGAAGAGGUUCCGCUUGAAUGGAGCUCCAGCCCGGAUCAACCGGAUCAACCGGAUCAACCGGAGCCAGAAACCCUCCGGAUAAAGGAAGAAGAAGAAGAAUUCCGGAUCGGUCCGGAGGAGACCGACGUCAGCGAAGAGGAACUCCGCUCGCCUCAGAGGGUCAAAACGGAAGACGGCAGCAGCUCGGAUGUGAAACCAGAGGUUGACGAGGUUGAAGGACCAGAUCUCGUCUGGAACCCGUAUCUAACCGCCGAUCUGCAGAUCCGAACGGUUGAAAAGAACUCCCAAUCCUCCGGGACGGACGCCAGCGACGAUGACUGGCAGGAGCCGCUGUCCGGUCUCGGACCCGAAGGGAGUGUAACGUUAUCCGGAGGAACCGGAGAGAAACAGUUCCACUGCGGAAUCUGCGGCAAAAUAUUCAAGCACCGGUACGAGCUGAAGAGACACAUGAUCGUCCACACGGGCGAGAAACCGUACGGCUGCCGCGUCUGCGGCAAGAGAUUCUCCAACCAGGGGAAUGUGAAGCGACACAUGAGCUUCCACACCGGGGGGAAACCCUACGGUUGCGACUUGUGCGGCUACCGGUUCGACGAGAAGGUGCAUCUGGAGAAGCACAUGAGGGUGCACUCGGGGGAGAACCCGCUCCGCUGCGACAGCUGCGGGAAACACUUCAAGUAUCCGAGCGAUCUGAAGAUCCACAUGAGGGUGCACACCGGGGAGGCGCCGUUCCAGUGCGACAUCUGCGGGAAAAUGUUCAAGUACCGGUGUGACCUCACCAAGCACGGCAAGGUGCACGCCGGCAAGCCGCAGUUUCAGUGUGACGUUUGUAAUAAAAGGUUUACGUAUCAGUCGAGUCUGAAAAAGCACAUGAGCCUCCACGCGCAGGAGAAGACGUUCGACUGUGACGAUUGUGAUGAAAAUAAUGUGACGAUAAAGGAAGUGAAUUAACUUUGGGGGCCCGGCAGGGAUUCUUUGGGGAGUUUGAGAGUCUCUUGAGAUUCCGGUUGAGGGGAAUCGAACGGUCGGACGCUGGAACGCUGUGAGGAGCUACGAGGAGCAGCGAGAAGCUAGGAGGAGCGGGGGAGGAGCACCGAGGGAACUUUUACUUAAUUAUUCAUUCAUUCAUCCAAGAUGGCAAAGCUGCUUAAAAUCAAACACAACCCUGUUAAAUUUAUACUGGAGCUGCUUCUGACAAGGACAGCAGAGUCUGAUGUCAUGCUGAUAUAUAUAUAUAUAUAUAUAUAUAUAUAUAUAGUAUAUAUAUAUAUUAGUAUAU